Cynara cardunculus var. scolymus (artichoke) is the source of this 2289-nucleotide messenger RNA. RefSeq names its product subtilisin-like protease SBT1.7. NCBI's taxonomy places the organism in Eukaryota, Viridiplantae, Streptophyta, Magnoliopsida, Asterales, Asteraceae. Gene Ontology annotation, molecular function: serine-type endopeptidase activity. The transcript has a single exon. The record is from RefSeq and is a predicted model, not a curated record. The coding region runs from base 1 to 2289 and encodes 762 amino acids. Gene Ontology annotation, biological process: proteolysis.
AUGGAAAGAUCUAUGUAUCUUAGAUUCAUCUUCAUCUUUACUUGCAUUAUUGUUAUACCAAUACCAUUAUCAUCUUCAUCAGAUGGUUAUCGAUCUUACAUCAUUCUUAUGGACAAAUCAAUGAUGCCGUCACCCUUUUCCGGUCACCACACUUGGUACACUUCCCUACUUUCGUCUCUUUCCGAUGGAGUUCCGGCGAUGCAUCUUUACACCUAUAACCACGUAAUGGAUGGGUUCAGUGCAGUUCUGACAAAAUCCCAGCUUUUGCAACUCGAGAAGACUCCGGGUCAUCUUGCAACGUUUGAGGAGAAGCUUGGCCAGCUUCACACCACACACACACCUAAGUUUCUAGGGUUAAAGAAACAUGCUGGGUUGUGGCCGACUUCUGGGUUCGGUGAAGAUAUGAUUAUUGGCAUACUUGACACCGGAAUUUGGCCGGAAAGUGAGAGUUUUCAUGACAAAGGCAUGUCAGAAGUACCUUCUCGUUGGCGUGGAACUUGUGAAACUGAAAAUUUCUGUAACAAAAAGCUUAUUGGUGCACGAUCGUUCAGCCAAGGGAUGAAGAAACUAAAGGAAAACAUUUCAAUUACAGAUGAUUAUGAUUCUCCUAGAGAUUACGAAGGACAUGGAACUCAUACAUCUUCAACCGCAUCUGGGAGUCGUGUACAGUUUGCUGAUUAUUUCGGGUAUGCAAAAGGAACAGCUACUGGGAUCGCACCCAAGGCUCGACUAGCCAUGUACAAGGUGUUGUUCUUAAAUAAUUCGUAUGAUGCUGCAGCCAGUGAUACAUUGGCUGGAAUGGAUCAAGCCAUAGAAGACGGUGUGGAUCUUAUGUCUUUAUCUUUAGGGUUCAUCGAGACACCAUUUUACGAAAACCCUAUUGCAAUCGGAGCAUUUGCAGCAAUGGAAAGAGGGAUCUUUGUAUCUUGCUCAGCUGGUAAUGCUGGACCUCAUGCUUACACCAUCACAAAUGGAGCUCCUUGGAUCACAACUGUUGGUGCUGGAACUGUAGACCGUGAUUUCGUUGCAUUUGUGACACCAGGUGAUCAGAACUAUGGAACCCUAGUUGGGAAGUCGUUUUUUCCCGAAAACCUAUUGGUAGAUAGGGUUCCUAUAUACUUUGGAUAUGGGAACAAGAGUAAAGAAACGUGUGAUUAUGAUUCUCUGGAUCCCAAAGAUGUUCAAGGCAAGUAUAUUUUCUGUGACUUUGGUACCGGAUUUGAUGCCCAUGAAUUGGAAACCACAGGAGCUGCCGGAGCUAUCUUUAGUUCAGACUACGGGCCGUUUCUCGAGCCAAACGACUGCAACUUACCGUUUGUUGUAUUGGAUCCGAAGAGUGGAAAUUCGUUGAAAAAUUACAUAAUCAACACAGAUAAUGCGACAAUCAGUGUUAAAUAUGGCGAAACUUUGUUGGGUGUUAAGCCAGCUCCUGAGGUUGUAUACUUUUCAUCAAGAGGUCCAGACCGGCGGUCUCCAUGGAUCUUGAAACCCGAUCUUCUGGCUCCUGGAGUCAAUAUCUUGGCUGCUUGGGCUCCGAACAGAAAAAGUGCAGCAAUCGGAGAUGAUUACCUGCUCAGUGAUUAUAGGCUCGUAUCUGGGACAUCCAUGGCUUCUCCACAUGUCGUCGGCAUAGCUGCGUUACUGAAAGCAACUCACCGUGACUGGAGCCCGGCGGCAAUCCGGUCUGCAAUGAUGACAACUGCCACCAUUUUCGACAAUAAUAGAAGCAUAAUCAUGGACAUGACCACCGAAGAAGAAGGUAACCCUCUAGAUUAUGGUGCAGGACAUGUUAACCCAAACAAAGCCAUGGAUCCUGGCCUGAUUUACGAUAUCCAACCUCAAGAUUACAUCAACUAUCUUUGCGCGAUGAACUACACGCGAAACCAAAUCCGAAUCAUUUCAAAGAGAUCGGAUAUUAGUUGUGCGAAUGCAACCCUUGAUCUUAACUACCCGUCUUUCAUCCUCAUUUUAAACAAUACGAACACCACUCGCUACACGUUCCAGAGGGAGUUGACGAAUGUCGGGAGAUCAAAUUGUUCAUAUCGAGCGGUGGUAAAGAUCCCUCCUUCUGGGAUGAAUGUUACUGUGGACCCCGAAAUGAUCUUUUUCGAAGAAAGAUACAGUAGGGUUAAGUUUGAGAUGAGUGUGGAUGUUGAUAUAACUGAUGCUCCUCCAACGUACAGUGGGUAUUAUGGCAAUUCUGGCUAUUUACGAUGGGUCGAGAUGAACGGAACCCAUGUCGUCCAAAGUCCGAUUGUAUCUGCAAUCGCGUCUCAAAAGACGAUCUAA